Molecule: messenger RNA, 4744 nt
Organism: Chelmon rostratus (copperband butterflyfish)
Lineage: Eukaryota; Metazoa; Chordata; Actinopteri; Chaetodontiformes; Chaetodontidae
Gene: hfm1
Product: helicase for meiosis 1
Exons: 38
Coding region: 1-4539 (1512 amino acids)
Molecular function (GO): ATP binding; nucleic acid binding
Source: RefSeq, a predicted model, not a curated record
AUGUUGGACUCAGAUGACUGCAUCUUGUCCCUAGACAAUCUGUUUUUUGAGAAACCCAUUGUUCACCAAGUAAAGCCACUACACCAGGAGGCCAGUCCAUGGCAGCUGGAGCAGCCUCCCUCUCUCUCUCAGAUUCCAGCCACUCAGGAUAUGCAGGAGGAGGCAGAGUCUCUCUCCACCUUGAACAGUUUCUCACAAAAACCCAGGAUGUUCUUGCCCCCUUUCAAGGGAUCAGCUGGCCUAAAGGUUUUACCAUCAAAAAUUGACAGUCCUUACAGCUCUAAGAACGGUGAGACAGAGAUUGAAACUCAGGUUGGCAGCACCUGCCCCAGCAGAUCUGAUGGCCUUUGGGGAGGUGAGGUGUUCAAGGAUUACUCUCACACUGCCUGUCGGAGUGUCAGAGGUGGGGAUCAAACCCUGCAGGACUCUGGUCACGCGGCCAUCAUUGGGAGGUGUUUGUCUCUGGACCACACCAGAGGCCCACCUCUACGAAGAAGCUUGUUCAAGGUUCAGGUGUUGAACAAUGGAGGUGACUCGUCAAACACACAUGACCUCAGUAGGAGCUGCAGCCAGACAGCAUCCAGACCUCAAACUUUUCUCAGUCAGGUUACCAUGACGACAGUGUCUCCUCUUCAGCCGCCACGGGCGACAGUUAGCCAGGCGGCUCCUCCUUUCUCCCCUAAACCCCGCGACUCACCCCCCCCUCCUCUGGGCUCAUCUGCAGCGAGUGGCCGACCCCCGCAGCAGGCAGCACAUGCAGAGAUGCAGGACAAGGGCACAAAGAGAGUCUUCGUUCCGCCCAUGACGCUUCAGCCGCUCUGCAUACAAGGGUCUUCUGGUUCUGGAGUUUUACGACCAGUUUCUGAAAUUCCAGCUAAGUUCAGAUCCGUCUUCAACGAGUUUCCUUUUUUCAACUAUGUUCAAUCAAAAGCACUGGAUGACGUUCUUUACACGGGUAAGAACUUUGUGGCGUGUGCUCCUACCGGAUCUGGUAAAACAGUGCUGUUUGAAUUGGCCAUCAUUCGUCUGCUAAUGGAGACCUCCGAGCCCUGGAGAGAUGUCAAAGCUGUUUAUAUGGCCCCUAUCAAAGCUCUUUGCAGUCAGUGCUUUGAGAGCUGGAAGAAGAAGUUUGGCCCUCUGGGACUGAGCUGUAAGGAGCUGACCGGCGACACCGAGAUCGAUGACUUCUUUGAGAUUCAGGACUCCCACAUCAUCUUGACCACGCCUGAAAAAUGGGACAGCAUGACUAGAAAAUGGAAGGAUAACUGUCUGUUGCAGCUAGUCAGGCUCUUCCUUAUCGAUGAGGUGCAUGUGGUGAAAGAUGCGACCCGUGGUGCCACUCUGGAAGUGGUGGUGAGCAGGAUGAAGGCCGUACAUGCCUACAGGACAGCACAGAAUCCAGAGACAGGCCUCUCUAUGAGGUUUGUGGCUGCAUCCGCCACCAUUCCUAACAUCUCUGAUAUAGCAGACUGGCUGUCUAAUGAGAGUGGUCCAGCCACAUAUCUCGACAUGGACGAGAGCCACCGUCCAGUGAAGCUGAGGAAGGUGGUGCUGGGGUUCCCCUGCAGCCCAAACCAAACAGAGUUCAAGUUUGACCUGUCUCUGAACUACAAGAUGGCCAACAUCAUACAAACGUACUCCGACCAGAAGCCUGCACUGGUGUUUUGCUCUACAAGGAAAGGAGCCCAGCAGUCAGCUACAGUUUUGGCUAAGGACGCUCGGUUCAUCAUGAGCAUUGAGCACAAGCAAAGGUUGUUGAAAUAUGCAAAAUCUGUUCUGGAUUCAAAACUGAGAGAUCUGGUGAUGUUAGGAGUUGGUUAUCACCAUGCAGGAGUUGACUUGUCUGAUAGGAAGUUGAUAGAAAAGGCCUUCACUGUGGGAGACCUGCCUGUCCUCUUUACCACCAGGACUCUGGCCAUGGGGGUGAACCUGCCAGCUCAUCUGGUUGUGAUCAAGUCUACCAUGCAGUAUGUGGCAGGCUCCUGUGAGGAGUACAGCGAGGCCGACUUGUUGCAGAUGAUAGGCCGAGCUGGAAGACCACAAUUUGACACAUCAGCGAUUGCAGUGAUCAUGACCAAGACCCAAACCAAAGACAAAUACAUGAAACUUAUGAAUGGGAUGGAAAUCAUUGAGAGCAGCUUACACAGUCACCUGGUGGAGCACCUGAAUGCAGAGAUCGUUCUCCAAACCAUCAGUGAUGUUAACAUGGCUCUGGACUGGAUACGCUCCACGCUCCUCUACAUCAGAGUCCUGAAGAACCCCACACACUACGGUUUCUCCGCUGACUUAGACAGAUGCGGAAUUGAAGCAAAAUUGCAAGAACUGUGUCUAAGGAACCUCAACUCUCUGUCCUCCAUUGGUCUGAUCAGCAUGGAUGAGGAUAUCAACAUCAAACCAACAGAGGCUGGCAGGUUGAUGGCGAGGUACUGUGUUGCCUUUGACACAAUGAAACAGUUCAGUAAAGUGGCUGGCACUGAGAACCUGUCCGACCUGAUUGAGCUGGUGUCGAAGAGCGGAGAGUUCAGCGACAUUCAGUUGAGAAUGAAUGAGAAGAGGCCCCUGAACACUUUGAACAGGGACAAGAACAGGCUCACCAUCAGGUUUCCCAUGGAGGGAAAGAUCAAAACCAGUGAGAUGAAAGUGAACUGCUUGAUUCAGGCUCAGCUUGGUUCCAUCUCAAUUCAAGAGUUUGGACUCACACAGGACACAGCAAAGAUCUUCAGGAAUGGGAUGCGCAUCAGCAAAUGCCUUUCAGAGUUUUUGUGUCAGCCAUCAAAGACUGGUUUUUCUGCUCUUCUCAACUCCCUGAUCCUGGCUAAGUGCUUCAGAGCCAAGCUUUGGGAAAACUCGCAUUAUGUUUCCAAACAGCUGGAGAAGAUAGGCCAGACCUUAUCAACUGCCAUGGUGAACGCUGGACUCACCACUUUCAGCAAAAUAGAGCAAACCAACCCCAGAGAGCUUGAGCUGAUUCUCAACAGACAUCCACCAUUUGGCAACCAAAUCAGAGAAUCUGUCAUACAUCUCCCGAAGUACGAAGUUACUUUGGAGCAGCUUCCGAGGUAUAGCUGUGCUAUGGCAGAGAUUGUGGUGAAGGUGAACCUGAAAAACCAAGCACAGCUGCUGUCCAGGAGAACAGCUCCCGGCCACCACUAUGUCUCUCUGAUCAUCGGAAACUCGGACAACACCGUGGUCUUCCUACAGAAACUCACGGACUUGGUGCUGUUGAAGUGUGGAAGCUGGUCGAAAAAGAUUGAGGUGGGAAAAGCCUCGAAAGGAGAGGAGAUCAGUGUCAAUCUGAUCAGCUCUGAAUAUGUGGGCCUAGACAUCCAGCAGAAGUUCAAUGUGUAUUACUCUGGAGCCAGGAGGUUUGGAACUGAUAAUCCAUACAACACAUCAUAUGAUGUUCCUGGACAAAGACUGCAGCACUCUACACUGAAACCACAGUCUACAGAUCAGGCUGCAACUCAGUGGGAAAAUGCCACAUCUGCUACAGACCCAGGCAAUACAAGGCAGUGCAACCACUUCUGCAAGAAUAAGGAUCUCUGUGGCCACGACUGCUGUAAAGUAGGUGUAACAGUGACGCGGAAGAGGUCAGCAAAUCAAGAAUCUAAUUUCUCGUCCUACCUGAAAGACCUGAAGGGCAGGUGUGACUCACUCGCGCAGACUCCUGUCAAACGGCUCAAGAUUAAAAUGCAUGAGGAGUCUGUGUCUGACAACAUGAAGCAGUUUGCUUUCAAACCCAAAGAGAGGCUACAUGUUUCCAGGUAUGGAGGGGGUCGUUAUGAAGCGUCAGUGAGCCAUCACACUGAGACUGUGGAUCUGACAGGAGGAGACUGUGCUCGCCUGCCAGACAUACUUCAUCUGGACGGUGUUGACAGUGGUUCCUCGCUGUGGACGAAACCAGGUAUCAGUGUUGGUGUGAGUCGGAACCAUGAACCGCAUCCAAACCAGAUCAAUACAACCAACUCGGCUUAUACAAAGAGCGCUCACUGUCAAAAGGCACCAUCCUCACAAAUACCGACUGUCAGCUUUGACCUGGGAAAUGAAUGGGACGACUGGAGCGACUUUGAUGAUGAGAACUUGGUGCAUGCCAGCGAGACAUCAUCAACAACUAAUGCUAAACCUCAAGUCCAGCAGUCUGCAGACAACAACAUGCCAGGCUUUAUUGCGACAUCAUCACCAGUAUUCCUCUUAAACUCACAAGUCAGAACCUGUGUAACCGCUGCCAGAACUCCACUGAGGUCGAUUUCACCGACUUUAAGUCCUGAUAUCAGACAACCAGGACCCUCAUCGGUCACAGUGAGACCACAGAACAGGAUCACACUGGACUGGAAUAAAAGGAGGCCAAGCAUCUUCAGUGAGGAGGUCACAGUAAAAACACCAGAACCUCUCCCUGAGACCCCCGUGGCCCCACUCACCAGAAGGUUUGAUUUCUUUUCGACAAUGAGCGUCCCAGCCAACAACAGCUCAUCUGUCAACAUGAGCAGCAACAGCAAAGAAGAAGAAGCUUUCCUUGGGAUAUUUGAUGGUAUAUUUUAGAUAUACUGCUUGUCUAACUGUGAAUAUGUCAUAGAUAUAAAGCAUUUUACUUAUUUUUGCGUUCAUGUUUCAUUAGCAAUCAUAAGCUGUAGACUGUUUUAAAGUCAUGUUAUUAUACAUUUAUAUUGUAAAUGAAAUUGUUUCUAAUGUUAGUUCUAAUUGUUAUUGAUGUUAUUUAUUUAUUUAAUAAAGUCUGUUUAUUGGA